Malassezia pachydermatis is the source of this 1590-nucleotide messenger RNA. RefSeq names its product monooxygenase. The transcript is spliced from 2 exons. The coding region runs from base 1 to 1590 and encodes 529 amino acids. Gene Ontology annotation, molecular function: N,N-dimethylaniline monooxygenase activity; flavin adenine dinucleotide binding; NADP binding. NCBI's taxonomy places the organism in Eukaryota, Fungi, Basidiomycota, Malasseziomycetes, Malasseziales, Malasseziaceae. The record is from RefSeq and is a predicted model, not a curated record.
AUGAUAUCAGCGAUCCUAUCCGUAUUUCUUGGGCUAGUGGUGUAUAUCUACGAAUGGAUCCAGGUGCCAAUCUCUUGGGCCUUUAGUCCUUUACCUCCGCCAAAGCAUGGCAAGAAGUUCGGCCAUGUAGCUGUUAUCGGUGCUGGCUUGUCUGGCAUUUCCACAGCGUCGCAGCUGGUCUCGCAUGGAUUUGAGGUGACCAUCUUUGAAGCAGGAUCAAAAUCAGGUGGUAUUUGGGCCAAUGUUAACUCGACAAGUGGUCUCCAAAUCAACUCUGUGAUGUAUCGUUUCCAUCCCAUGGUUCUCUGGAGGGCGUUCUACCCUCACCGUGAUGAAAUCCUUGAAAACAUUCGACGCAUUUGUGAUGUGUAUAGCUUGAAUGAUCGCAUUCGUUUCGACACGCCUGUCACAAAGGUGGAACGGCACUCUUCCUCAACCAAAGAAAAGAAUGGAUCUGGCCACACCAGAUGGGUAAUUAAUGGCAAUAUGUCGGAGGUGUUUGAUGGCCUUGUUGUCACCAUCGGUACAUGUGGCAAGCCAAAUUUCAUCAAGAUUGACGGCCAAGAAAGUUUUAAAGGCAAGAUUGUUCAUUCUAGUCAGCUGGAUGAUGUUGACUUUAAGAAUAAGCGGGUAUUGAUCGUCGGUGGUGGUGCGAGUGGUGUAGAGGCAGCUGAGACAGCUCUUGCCAAGGGCGCGAACAAGCCAACUAUCCUUGCCCGAAGCGAUAAAUGGAUAAUUCCGCGUAAUAUGGUAGUGGAUGCACUACUUUCACUUCAACCGUUCGGCCGUGAAAUGCCUUUGUCUUUCAUUCCUGAAGCAUUCAUCCGCUGGUUCCACUAUCGCGACCUCACGGAGAAGAUGGCGCCGACGCAGGGCUUCUUUACUGGCACUCCCAUUGUCAACAACUCAUUCUUGCAGCAUGUGCGAAACGGUCGCGCUGAUUACCAGCGUGGAGACACGAUCUGUGUGAAAGAAGAUGGUAUCGAAUGGAAUGCUCGGAAGCGUGGUCAAAAGAAAGGCGAGAAAGGCGAAAAGCAAUUCAGCAAGGCUGACAUCAUUAUCCUUGCGGCAGGCUUCAAGCGACCUUCCUUUGAUUUCUUGCCCGACGACCUCUUCCCUGAGGAUUACACGCGGCCUAAUAUGUACCUCCAGGUCUUCCCAGUCAAUGAUUGGAGUGUGCUGUGCACCAAUUCUACGUUCCACAAUGCGGUGGGAACGGUAGGACACAUUCACAUUGGUAUCUAUGCCCGGAUUCUUUCUCUCUUCCUUCUGGAGAAAAAAGUGCGUCCUCACCCCCAUCAUAUGCGCCUCUGGGUCGAUGCGAUUCGGUUCAUUAAAGAAAAUGCGCCCGGUGGUCAGCUCGAAUUUUUCACAUACAUGGAACUAUGCGUAUGGUUCCUGCUUUUCAUGGUAUUUAGACCCUCGCGCUUCCACUUCUUCUUUUUCGUGCUUUUCGGUUACGGUUUCUGGGUUCCUGCGAAGAAUGGCGGGCAAGAAUUCCAUUACAGCAUCUUCCAUUUGCGCAAGCGUGCCGUGCUAGAAACCAAGCGUCUCCCUCUUGUUCUUCCGACUUGGCCCUCCCGCAACUAA